Molecule: messenger RNA, 709 nt
Organism: Pelagomonas calceolata
Lineage: Eukaryota; Pelagophyceae; Pelagomonadales; Pelagomonadaceae
Source: the annotation of a GenBank genome assembly
AUGUAUGGUUCUAUUGAAAGCGACGCGACAGAAGCGGCGCCGACGAGCCGCCGCCGCGCCAGAGGGCUUCUGGCGGUCGUGGUCGCGGCCGCGGCGCUCGCCGGCGCCGCCGCGGCCGUCACCUUCCUAGGCCUUCGCGCGUCGUCGGCCGAGCUCAUCCAAGAGGAGGCUGGCGGUAGGCUCGACGACGCCGCCGGGGGACAGAAAGAUGAUUGUAAGCUGGCGACCGUCGCCGCGGAGAGCGCGAUAAACGGCCGCUUCGUCUGGGCGGGUAACAGUGUGCUAUCCAAGGACGGCAAGACGUUCUUCCACCUAGAAAAAGUUGACGGCAUUUUCCCCCGAGGGGCAGUACUUUGCGUUCGGCCGGACGAUCGCGUCAGGCACCGAGUUCGCAGUCUACAAUACGACGACGGUCGAACCCAUCGAAGACUGGGAGAUUCUCGACGGGGAAAGUGCGCUCUACGGAUUCCGGGGCGACCAGCUGGUGCGUGUUGGAAGGCGCCAACCCGGGUCACGGAACAGCCAGGUCCAGCUCGUCAACAUCGCGACGGAGGAGGACUGCACGCACAUGCCGACGACGGCGCCGACGGUGUCUCCGGCGCCAACGCUCGCGCCCACCCUCGCGCCGACGCCCUACGAGUCGGACGCGGCGCCGGCCCGCGCGGUCCUCCUCCCCGUCGUCGCAGCGCUCGCGGCGGCGGUGAUGUAG